This is a messenger RNA of Branchiostoma belcheri (Belcher's lancelet), 2286 nucleotides long. Its product is annotated as ficolin-2-like. The transcript is spliced from 6 exons. Bases 249 to 1388 code for a protein of 379 amino acids. NCBI's taxonomy places the organism in Eukaryota, Metazoa, Chordata, Leptocardii, Amphioxiformes, Branchiostomatidae. The record is from RefSeq and is a predicted model, not a curated record.
UCUUCGAAUUCGGCGUGAUUUUCUGUAAAGACUGUAAAGCACAACAUCGGCGCGUGGCUGGAGCAGUUAAUCGCGUCGCGGGGGUCGAGGCCAGCCUAGCCCAGACCACAUCACAUCAGCACCGGGCGGAUCGAGUUCCCAGUACACAUAGCGGCGCUGGAGACGCGGCCUGUGGAGUAGUCAUCGGCGCGCGCUAGAGUCUGAGAGGAGGGAAAGUCGGACCCUUCAUCGUCUCAUCAACACACGCAAUGACGGGUAACAUGGCGGCGAUAAGGCGGCAGGUCGGGAUGGACGUGUUUCUCGCCGUGUUAGUUUUGUUGCAGGUCGGACUGACGCUCACGGAGGAUACAGUACGGCAGGCCAGGGCGCCUCAGCCGUUCCCCGUGCCGGAGGACCCUAUCACCGUGACGCGGUCUCUCUGCAGCAACGUCAACAAACCGGGUCUACAGAACAGGACGGACGUGUACGAAUCCUCGGACGGAUCCGGAUCCGUGGUGUUCAACCAUAUUUACAACUUCCACGGCAAACCGUGCGAGGAUAACGCCGGAGUGAACGACGCCCUCAAGGCGCUGUUGGAGUCCGUGGACGCCAUGACCAGGUCGGCGCGCGGCCUUCGGCAGGACAUCCGCAAGGCUCGGAAGGACGCGACCUGCUGCGGCGGUCUGAAGGACGGGCCGGGAGAGUUGGGAACCGACAAAUGUUCAUCCUCACCGUCUCCAGAACCCAGCCCGACACCUGAAGGCUUCUUCCCGCGUGACUGUGCCCAGGUACUGAGACAUGGGAACGGGCAGGCUCCCAGCGGCGUCUACACGUUAUACCACGCAGACAAGUCCUUCAGGGCGUACUGCGACAUGGACACGGAGGGAGGCGGCUGGAUCGUCAUUCAGCGCAGGACUGACGGAAAACAACGUUUCUAUCGGAACUGGAAAGCCUACAAGAGAGGGUUUGGCAAACUGGAAAAGGAGUUCUGGCUAGGUAAUGACAUCAUCUACAAACUGACCAACUCCCAGGAUAACGAGCUCCGGAUCGACCUGGAGGAUUUCGAGGGGGAGAAAACCUACGCCAAGUACGAGAAGUUCCGCAUCGGCAACAUCGCCGACAACUUCCGGCUGGAGGAACUCGGCGACUACAGCGGCACUGCAGGGGACUCUCUUAUAUACCACCAGGGGAUGGAAUGGUCCACUAGAGAUGAGGACAACGACAACAGUUCGGAACAGUGCGCCGUAGUGAACUAUGGUGCGUGGUGGUACAACAGGUGUCGAGUGUCCAACCUGAACGGGCGCUACGGAGACAACACCAAGGAUGGCAUCAUCUGGAAGACGUGGAAGGGAGACGACUACUCCCUCAAGGCCACCGAGAUGAAAAUUAGACCGUUCUACUUCAAGUAACGUCCUGCAGUACCGUUUACUUGUGUAUAUGCACAUAGUACCCAUAGUUUUCGUUCAGGAGCUAUUUAAUAACCAGUACUAUAUUUCUACAAGCUUUUUUGCAUUGUUAUGAAGUUUCUCAUUCUUCAUGAUUGUAGAAAUGAAUCUAAUUUGUUGGGAAUAUGUCACGUAGCAGUACUGAAUAUCAAAGGAAAACCCGGAAAGAGUGGCCACUUUAGGAACCCCAUUUUAGGACAGAUUUCACAGGAAGUGAAAAUAUCUCGAUAGCUUUUCAAAUAAAAGUCCUUAUUGAGGCAUUACGAUGUGUAGGCAAGUGUGUACAUACUGUUUCGAGUAUGUUUCCACUUAUGCCAUAUUUAUCUCGUGUUCAUUUGUAUAUACAGUGUUCCAUGGAUACAGAGUCGGUUUUUUAAGCAGAACAUUAUAUCUCUGUACUUUUGCUUAUAUAAUAGUAGCAUUUAGUUAUCGUAUACUAGUACGUAGAGCUAUUUACAUCUAUAUUUGCGACUGAGCCCCGUCCUUACGUGACCUUAAAUUCGACAGGUGCCCAUGUGAGUGUCGUAUGAUAAAUCUGAGAAUUGAAUAGGAUUGUUAAAGUUUUGUGUUCGUAAUAGCCAGCUUAAAGUGUGUCCCAUUUCCUUAGUCUUUUCUGCGAUGUUCAGACGACAAUGCUGUAUUUAGAAGUUUAUGAUACAUGUAUAUGGUGCAAAACUGUGAUUUGGACACAUAGUUGUGUCUUGUUCAACAUCUUUCUUAAUAAAGACGACUGUACAAAAAUGUCUUAAAAUGCCUUAAAAUGUUACAUAGUGUACGUUUCCGCAUAUUUGAUAAAAGCUAGACAUUAUGUAUCUCACAUACCUCAGAACGUGAAUAUCAAGAAAAAGCUUGUACAUUAGUU